AUGGGUUUAGGGUGGAGAAGAAGGAAGAAGAGCCACCACAAAGCCAAGGUGGAGGAGCUGGUGACUCCUAACCAAUUCCGGUGCCCAAUUUCUCUCGAGUUGAUGAAGGAUCCUGUCACAUUGUCAACUGGGAUUACAUAUGACAGAGAAAGCAUAGAUAGGUGGCUUGAUGAUGGGAAUUACAAAUGCCCUGUUACCAACCAGAUUGUCAACAACUUUGAUCUCAUUCCCAACCACACUCUCAGGAUAAUGAUCCAAGAUUGGUGUGUGGAAAAUCAACAACAUGGCGUUGAAAGAAUCCCAACCCCAAGAAUACCCAUUAGCCCAAUUGAGGUAGCUGAUGUUCUUCUGCACGUGAAGGCCUCAUCCUCAGCUACACGUCUGGAUCAAUACAAGUGCCUGGAAUUGGUUCAGAAAAUCGAGAGGUGGAGCGCUGAGAGCGAGAGAAACAGGCGAUGUAUAAUGGAGAAUGGAGCAUCUUCUGCAUUAGCCUCUGCCUUUGAUGCAUUUGCAAAUGAUUCCAUUGAGAGGAAUGUGAGUAUUCUGGAUCAGAUUUUGUCUGCUCUCGAUUCCAUGUUUCCACUUCAAUUGGAAGCGCGGAAAUAUAUGGGGUCUUUGGCUUCUUUACGUUGCAUGGUUUGGUUCUUGAAACACCAAGAUCUCUCAGGGAAAGAGAAAUCCAUUGUUGCCUUGAAAGAGCUUCUUUCUUUUGGUGAUCGCCAGCAUGUGGAGGCGCUGGCAGAAAUUGAAGGAGUCAAUGAACUAUUGAUGGAAUUACUUAACAAAAGAAUUUUUAGUCCAACCAUUACAAAAGCUUCGUUGGUGAUUGUUUGGUACUUGGUUUCAUCUUCUUCUCCUCGUGGUGAGAAGAUGAAAUUGCAAUUUAUUGAAUUGGGUCUGGUUUCUGCGGUGCUGGACAUUCUCAUUGACUCAGAAAGAAGCUCAUGUGAGAAGGCUCUGGGUAUUUUUGACUCCCUCUGCAGUUGUGAAGAAGGAAGAAAAAAAGCUUAUGGUAAUGCUCUUACAAUUCCUCUCUUGGUCAAGAAGUUAUUGCGAGUUUCAGCAACGGGUUCAAAUUACUCUGUUUCUGCUAUUUGGAAGCUGUGCAAAUUUAGAGAGAGGGACGAAGAAAUGGUUUUGGUUGAGGCCCUUCAAGUUGGUGCCUUUCAUAAGCUCUUGCUAAUAUUGCAGGUCGGCUGUGGUGAUAAGACCAAGGAGAAAGCCACUGAGCUUCUCAAACUGCUCAAUCCUUACAGGGCUGGUGUGGAAUGCAUAGACUCCGAUUUCAAGAACCUCAAGAGAUCAAUUUAA
Messenger RNA from Gastrolobium bilobum, 1311 nucleotides. Its product is annotated as U-box domain-containing protein 21-like. The record is from RefSeq and is a predicted model, not a curated record. The transcript has a single exon. Gene Ontology annotation, biological process: protein ubiquitination. Bases 1 to 1311 code for a protein of 436 amino acids. Gene Ontology annotation, molecular function: ubiquitin protein ligase activity. Lineage: Eukaryota; Viridiplantae; Streptophyta; Magnoliopsida; Fabales; Fabaceae.